Messenger RNA from Phaedon cochleariae (mustard beetle), 1848 nucleotides. The record is from the annotation of a GenBank genome assembly. Lineage: Eukaryota; Metazoa; Arthropoda; Insecta; Coleoptera; Chrysomelidae.
AAGGUGCUAGUGUGUAUGAUAAUAGUGAAUAUAUGCAGUGAAAUUGAUGAAUGAGUUGAAAAACUUACAUAGUUUUAGUUUUAACAAUCAACGAAAAUACUGUAAAAAUGAGUGUUGGUCAGACUGUGAUAUCAACGAACAAAAAACAGAAAAAAAGGGAAAGAUUGCGAGUUGGUGAACCUGGAUUCGAAUCUCCAGACGGUGGUUGGGCCUGGUUGAUUUUGGUAGCCUGUGGCAUAAGUAACUUAGUUUCAUUCCCGAUUUUUCAACAAUAUGGACUAGUAUUUAAGGAAAAAUUCAAGACUCAAGGAAUAUCUUCCACAGAAAUUGUGACUAUCAUAAAUACAUGUAUAGCUUUCAAUACCGGAGCAGGUUUACUGAAUGGGCCAGUAUUCAAAAGAUUUACCACCAGAAAAGUGGGGAUUUUUAGUGCAGUGCUAUUGGUGGGAUGCUUGAUAAUGUGUGCAUUCUGUCGCUCUUUCUGGAUGUACAUCAUAUUCUUCUCCAUCGGAUAUGGCGGUGCAUUCGGUCUACUCGAAUCGGCGAACGCGUUGGCCAUGAACACCUAUUUCGGGAAAAAAAGGCGAAUAGCGACAGGACUGUCAUGGACGAUAACGGCCGUAGGUCCUGUAGUGUGUCCCUACAUAGUCAUCGCCCUUAUGAGCAAAUUCGGCAUGGAAGGCACCAUUUUGUUAUUCAGCGGCGUUUCCAUGCAUUCACUGGUCUGCUCGUUGCUGCUGCAGCCAGUCCAUUGGCACACAAAAUUCAGGGAUGAAGCUACCGGAAGCAAACUGCUGACCUUUCCUUCCAAGCAAGACAGUGGUAAACUAUCCAGAAUCAGCAGCGCCAUAUUUCAAAGUCAGUAUUUGGAAAAUGACACUGGAGCAUUCACUUCCGAAUCUCCCAUGAUGCUAGUAGGCUCCAAACUAUCCUUAACCUCAGAACACGAGAACAAACCUAGGAACCGAUCCAACUCAACGUUGAAACAUCCCAAUCACCAUGGCAACGAAGACAGAGAGCGAAAAUCAUCAGUCAUCCAAUCACCCAUAUCGGAAACCCAAGAAAAAACUGCAGUUGACAUAGAAGAAGAGAAAGAGACAGACACGAUGCUAGAGAAGCCUGAAAAGCAACCUUUGGGGUUCUGGCAGCAAAUCAUCCAAGACUUUGACUUCGCUCUACUCAAAGACCCAGUCUAUGUAAACUUGAUGCUUGGACUGACGAUGACCAACUUCGUAGAGCUGAACUUCGGUUUGCUCACGCCGGUCAUAAUGGCGGAGUUGAACUUCCAACACCACCAAAUAGCCAUAUUCAUGUCUCUGUUGGCUGGAUUCGAUAUACUGUUCAGGUUCUUGGUGUCCAUCGUGGCUGAUAAGGUCAAGAUCAGCAACAGGAACUUCUAUUUGCUCGGCAUCACUGUGAUGAUGAUUGGACGAACAGUAUUCAUGCACACACAUACCUACACGAUGAGUUUGGUAGCUGCAGCUAUAAUAGGUAGUGGGAAAGCAUUGAGAACCAUUUUCCUGAUUCUCGUGAUACCUUCUCAUGUACCUUUGGAGAGGUUGCCAGCUGCCUAUGGACUGCAGUAUGCCUUCAGUCUUUUGUUUUUCGUUAUUGGAGGACCAAUAGCAGGAUGGAUUCGAGAGACUGUUGGUAAUUAUUUCAUUCAAAUACACAUGCUGAAUAUUUUGACCUACGCUACUAUAAUAAGCUGGUUAUUAGAAGGACGAAUCAGCACUUAUUUGAAGAAUAAAAAAUUGAGAAAAAAUGAGACUAAUCCAACGUAGAUUUUUCAAUGUAUGUUACUUAAUGAGAUGUAUUAUUUAGACUUACUAAAUAUUAUUUUAGUAU